AAGAUGAGCAAAAUAAAGAUAUAUUCUUUCAAUUGCUCAAAAUGCCUAAAAACGUUCGAGCAAUCUCUCCGAGGUUAAAUGCUAUUAACAAUUGUUUAUCAAAUCAUGGACUUGGAUCUUUAAUGGCAACUUUAUGUUGUGAUGUUUUGCAAAAAUCAUUUUUCUCCAAUUCUACUCUAGAAUAUUCAGCAGAAUAUUUUCAAGAUGCUAUUGGAGCAUUAUUAAGAACAGAGUCAGAAUUAGCAACAUUACAUAGAAUUGCAUCGAUAGCAUUUCUUAAGGAGUUUGUUCAUCAAUUCUGGGAUUGUACUAAUAGUGAUAAUAAAGUUUCAGAUCCUAUAGAAAUCAAUAACUUAGAAGUAGAAGAUAUUGAAAUAUCUGAGUUAAUCAACCGACUUAACUACAUUAUGGAAGUAAAUAAGCAAGUUCCAUUGAUCCAUUCCCUUAGAAUAUAUUUUUUGCGUGCUUUGCGUCGAUGUCAUGAAUUCUCACUGGAUGAU
Molecule: messenger RNA, 500 nt
Organism: Dentiscutata heterogama
Lineage: Eukaryota; Fungi; Glomeromycota; Glomeromycetes; Diversisporales; Gigasporaceae
Source: the annotation of a GenBank genome assembly